Messenger RNA from Rosa rugosa (rugosa rose), 2240 nucleotides. Its product is annotated as sister chromatid cohesion 1 protein 1-like. Bases 163 to 2004 code for a protein of 613 amino acids. NCBI's taxonomy places the organism in Eukaryota, Viridiplantae, Streptophyta, Magnoliopsida, Rosales, Rosaceae. Gene Ontology annotation, biological process: synaptonemal complex assembly; mitotic sister chromatid cohesion; replication-born double-strand break repair via sister chromatid exchange. Gene Ontology annotation, cellular component: synaptonemal complex; cohesin complex. Gene Ontology annotation, molecular function: protein binding; chromatin binding. The transcript is spliced from 19 exons. The record is from RefSeq and is a predicted model, not a curated record.
CUCUCUCCCUCUCUCUCUCUCUCUCUGCUGUGGCGCUCAUAAAGCAACACUCCCUCACUCCUUCUUCUUCUUCUUCUCUCUCUCUCUCUCUCGAUUUCAUUUUCCGGUGAGCAGUGGUGGUGCCGUACACACUCUCACCGACUUGACUUGCGAGUUGGGAAGAUGUUCUACUCUCACAGCCUCCUUGCUCGCAAAGAGCCGCUCGGCCAAAUCUGGAUGGCCGCCACCAUGCACGCUAAGAUGAACCGCAGGAAUCUCAACCAGAUCGACCUCAUCAGAAUCUGCGAAGAGAUUCUGAAUCCAAGAGCUCCUAUGGCUCUCCGACUCUCCAGUAUUCUCAUGGGUGGAGUCGUCAUCGUCUACGAACGUAAAGUGAAGCUCCUAUUCGAUGAUGUGCACCGUCUUCUGGAUGAAUUAAACGAAGCAUGGAAGAAGGUGAAAUCCAACACAGACUCCACUAUCCUCCCCAAACGGAGAGCUCAGGCCAAGAAAGAAGCAAUAACUCUGCCUGAGGCUGAGCAUCAAGAUACUGAUCUUGUUGGUGACAUCGAGCAGUCUCUUGAUUUCUCUCACCAUGCCACGCUUUUCCAGCAGCAAACCGGCUAUUUUCUCAUGCAACUGGAUAGUGUAGAUGUGGGAGAACCACUUAACGAUAAUGCAGCAGAGGGAGAUCAACCUCAGAACUUACAUCAAGCUGAUCCUGAGGAUAUCACAUUGCCUAAAUGUUAUGAUCCAUCAGAUGCACAUGCAGAUUUGUUCAACCCUCGCUUUGAGAGAUUUGAAAUUGAGGGAUAUGACGUAGACCUCACAUCAGGAGAGCCCACACAUAUUCGACCACCUUCUCCAAAUUAUCUAAUACCUUCUCCACCUCGUCAAGACCAGCGUCAGGAAGGACAGCAGGCUAAUAAUGUGUUUGAUGAAAUGGUGCAGAUGCAGGAUGUUCAAGAGAAUGCUCAACCGAGGCAGAGGCCUAUAAGGAGGAGAAAGAGAAAAACACCUGCCUCUGUAAUGGAUAAUGAUCAACCAAUCCAUCCUGGACAUGUGUACCAAUCUUGGCUUCAAGAUACUUCAGAUAUAGUUUCAAGAAGAAGAAGAAACCAAAAGCCCAAGAACAUAAUGUCUACUAUGAAGAUUGGUAAACUCAUGGAGCAGCCAGCUAGUGUUCUCAUGGGUCGUUUAUUUAAACCUGGAAGUGGAGAAACAUAUUACCCAGCUCCUCUCUUAGAGCUAUUCAAGGAAAAACAUACCCAUGACUCACCUUCUGCAUUCACCUCGCCACCUCUGCCUCCAGAACCAUCAUCAUGGUCACCACCUGGAAGACAAACUUAUCAAGACCUGCCUGUUGAAGAUUUUCUUAGUGGAGGUGGCUCCCAAUCAUUUGCAACUCCCACGGAACAGAUACGAACAAAUUUAGUUAACAAUGACCGACAACAUGAAGUGCUGGAUGAUCUGCGAGCCAAUCUUAUUGGCAAGAGAGGAGCUGAUGCCAACCUGGCAACACCAAGGAAUUCUGGAGAUGAAAGAAGAUCCGUCCUGAGCUCCUUGUCUGGGAAGGGAGUUGACAAAAACAGUUCAGAAGUCAAUUCAGGACGGAAAAGGCGUUAUUCAUCUAAACAUAGCAACGAUGGACUUGAACCAGUGUCGGAGGAUAAUGGAUAUCAUCACUCUGAUCCAAACUUCAAGGUAUCAAGGUUAUCUGGAAAUGGCCCAACACCUGAGCAAGAACUAUUGAUGGAAACUGGACCGACACAGACACAACAACCUAUCAUCAAUCAGCCACUGGAAAAAGUGACUGAUGCAAUUCGAAUGGAACUGAAAUGCCAUUUUGAAAUACCGGGUGGCCCUCAAGUAGAAUCCCUGAACAACCUGACUGCUGGAAUGAAUCGAAGAGGAGCGGCUUUGCUUUUCUAUCAAACUUGUGUUCUUGCUACUCGUGAUUUUGUAAAAGUUAAACAAAAUGCCCCUUACGAGGAUAUUCUCAUGACUAGAGGACCAAAGAUGUGAUAGAGAACUCGUGCUGGAAUGAGCUAGGAAAGUGAUGCUAGUUAAUGAAGAAAGUUGACAUUGCUCCUUUUGUGGAAGCUGAUGCUAGUUUUAAUCUAAAUAUCCUUUUUCGAGUUCUAAUUUUGAUAGAUUAGAUAUACCUAAUCUAAUUACUAUUUAUGGUGUAUUAAAUAAUUAAGAACUGCUAUUUAUGGUGAUUGAGUUAUGUGUUAGAUAUUCAGAAGGAGUUUUAAUGA